Messenger RNA from Xylona heveae TC161, 1081 nucleotides. RefSeq names its product tRNA-dihydrouridine synthase. The transcript has 7 exons. NCBI's taxonomy places the organism in Eukaryota, Fungi, Ascomycota, Xylonomycetes, Xylonales, Xylonaceae. Gene Ontology annotation, molecular function: flavin adenine dinucleotide binding; tRNA dihydrouridine synthase activity. Bases 71 to 1081 code for a protein of 336 amino acids. The record is from RefSeq and is a predicted model, not a curated record. Gene Ontology annotation, biological process: tRNA processing.
GCGACUUUUCCAAUCUCAAGAGCUAUUAUGUUGUUCUCAUGCUAGAAGCAUUUUACUCAGCACGACUAUAAUGGACAAAUCAAAUUUCUACCAUGAUCUUAGCGAUGAAAGCGCCGUUGGCGACCCCGGUCUCGGGCCUCGAAUGCAUCCGCUGAAAGUAUUUGAUCUAGCGAAAUCAGAAAAUAGGCCAGUGCAUAUUUCUGCUCCUAUGGUUAGGUACAGCAAGCUUCCUUUCCGCGCAUUGGUACGGGACUACGGAGUAGAUAUUUGUUAUACGCCAAUGAUUUUAGCAAAAGAAUUUAACCGGAGCAUCUUUGCAAGAGACAGCGAUUUCACCACAAACGAGGGGGAUAGACCUCUAGUCGUCCAGUUUGGAGCCAGCUCGCCGUUGGAGUUGGCUAGAGCAGCGGAGUUUGUCAAGCCCUAUUGUGAUGGCAUUGAUCUGAACUGCGGUUGUCCCCAGAGUUGGGCAUGCCAAGAGGGUAUUGGCUCCCAGCUCAUGCACGAGAAAGAAAACGUCUACGAGAUGGUUAAAGCGGUCAAAGAAAGAUGUGGCAGGGACUUUUGUGUCAGUGUAAAGAUCCGUGUCCAUGCGGACUUGAGAGAGACAGUUGACUUUGUCAAAACGGUUCAAGAGGCUGGUGUGGAUUACUUUGGAUGUCACGGCCGUCGGCGGUCACAAAAAAGCAGUGAGCCGGUCAACCUCGAUGCCAUCAAGCUGGUCAAGGAGAACACGAGAGUACCAGUGGUUGCAAAUGGAGACGCCUUUAGUAUGGCAGAUGUGAGCAGAAUAGCAGAAAAGACAGGUGUAGAUGGCGUCAUGUCUGCUCGAGGGUUACUUGCGAAUCCAGCACUCUUCGCUGGCUAUGAUGUUACGCCUUGGAGCGCAGUGGAGCGAUUCAUGAAUUAUGCUGUUCGAUAUCCCAUUCCGUUUAAGCUUGUUUUGCAUCAUUUGUCUGAAAUGACUGUUAAAUUGAUCGGAAAGAAAGAGAAGCAGGAAAUGUUGGCGGCGGAAGAUAUGCUGAGCUUAAUAGACUGGCUAGAUGAUAGAUCUGAAAUGAAAAGAGACUUGUCCGCCUAA